Messenger RNA from Tribolium madens (black flour beetle), 1902 nucleotides. RefSeq lists its product as uncharacterized. The transcript is spliced from 4 exons. NCBI's taxonomy places the organism in Eukaryota, Metazoa, Arthropoda, Insecta, Coleoptera, Tenebrionidae. The coding region runs from base 1 to 1902 and encodes 633 amino acids. The record is from RefSeq and is a predicted model, not a curated record.
AUGUUUGCGCUACCCUCUGUUAGAACUCUAAGGAGCACUUUGAAUGGUGUUCCCAUAAAACCGGGGAUUUCGAAACCUGUGUUCGAAGUUCUCAAGCAACAGGUAAGCCGAAUGAGGAACUAUAAGCACAAAUUGUGUACCCUAAUAUUUGAUGAAAUUGCAAUCCAACCUCAUUUGGAUUACCUGCCGCAUGAGGACAGAAUUAUAGGUUUCGAAGACGACGGCUUUACCCAGAGUAGAAAUGUGGCUGAUCAUGUGUGUGUUUUUAUGUUGCGAGGCAUUUUCAAAAGAUGGAAGCAACCUGUGGCUUUUGCCUUUUGCAAAUCAUCAUUAAAUUCCAACAAAAUAGCCACUUUCUACAAAGAAAUCGUAAAGCGAGCCACUGAUGCUGGUCUAAAUGUUAUUGCUUCUAUAUGCGAUCAGGGCAGCAAUAAUAGAAAAGCUCUUAGCAUAUUGCUUUCCGAGACUAAAUUCAAUGCUACUUUAAAAGGUGAGGAAGUAAAAGAUAAUGUAAUCAUUAUAAAUAACCACGUAGUUGUUCCGUUGUUUGAUCCUCCUCAUCUUUUAAAGAGCUUGAGGAAUAAUUUAUUAACAAAAAAUUUGGUAUUUUAUAAAAACGGAAAAAGAAUGGUUGCCAAGUGGUCACAUAUAGAGGCAGCAUAUCAUUUAGAUCAGGCACGAGAUCAUGGCUUGAGGCUCAUGAAGAAACUUACUGAUUUUCAUGUUAUACCAGAAAAGUUACAACGACGAAAAAUGAAAGUUUCUUUAUGUGCUCAAGUUUUUAGCGAUCAGGUGGCUUCUUUUAUGGAUUUCGCUGCUGGGACAAUGGGACGCAGCAUUCUCAGUGACCCACUUCCUGUUGAGGCACAUGAAACCGCCUUGCUCAUUAAAUUUAUUGAUGAAAUUUUUGAUAACGUAAAUGGUGGUUUAGGAUACACUGGUGGUAAGGUUCUACGGGGAAUGGUAGGAGGAAAAACUCCUCAUUUAAGAAAAUGGAUCGAGGGGAAACGUAUAUUUUCAAAUAUGGAAWUUUCAAAAAGCAAYCCUUCUGACAGAUCAAGGCCACCUUGCUUGGAGGGUUGGUAUCAAACUCUGGACGGAUUCAUCUUAAUUAAAAACAUUCUCUCGAGGCUUGGUUACAACUCUUUUCCUGCGCGAGCUUUUAACCAAGACCCUCUUGAGAAUUUUUUUGGUCAAGUGAGGCAGUAUGGAGUGAGAUACAACAAUCCUACCUGCAAGGCCUUUGUCCCAUAUUAUAAAUCACUUCUAAUUASAACUUUUGCUUCUUACCAUUCCCCGGGAUCCAAUUGUGAGCAAGAUCCCGAAGACCUUUUAUUUUCAAUAAGAGAUUUUGUAGAACAGCGACCAGUGUGUCCUGAUCCACCAGUAAAUGAUCGAUGGAUACCCCCGGAAGUAUCUGAUGGUGAAUUUGAUUAUMUGGAAGCUGAUGCUCUAAGUUACAACAAUGUCGAGAAGAUCAAGGAGUCGGUCCCGGCGCUCUUAAAGUGCCAGAAACACUGGUCAUUCCAGGAGCCGGAGUGGUUCGCGAGAUCAUGGUUGGGAAACGCCAUAAUCCAAGGGAUUAGUGGUCUCACGGGUGGUACCUCUUCGAGAAGCAACAGCGUGGGCUGGCAUUUGUCCCAGAACUUUGUCUCGGAGUUCAAUCCUAUACACAACAACGCGGAGGAGUGGAUUCAUUCCGUGUUGAAGAAUAUGCCGUCCUUCAUCGAUGGGACGAUAGGGCUAUUUGUUAUGCUAAUUUGCGACACAUGCCGCGAACCGAGAACGCCGUACAGGCGAAACGACCCUCCAGAAACUUUGGAAGCCGCUCUAGAGGCCGUCUUUUCGACAGGCGGCAGAGCGUUUUGGUGUGCCAAGGAAUACCAUCUAAAGGAAAUAUAA